CUUGUGAUGUGAUGGAUUAAUAUAACUUAUGAUGUGAUGGAUUAAGAUGUUUUUAUGAUUAAUGGUGUUCAAUUAAAUAUAUAGGAGUUUAACAGCAGGAACACCAGGGCAAUGUUUGGAUGUAUCGCCAUGGAGAUCUAACAGGACACAACAUUUGGGCAAUGUUUAGAUAUAUAUAUAUAUAUAUAUCGCCACAGAGAUUUUUAAGGACACAAACUAUACACAUAGUUUGGUUAUAUCGCUACCUAACAGGAAACAUCAUUGGGACAAAUUGUUGGAAUAUACCAACACGGAUUUGGAUUUAAAAGGAGACAAUCAAUGAUAAUAUUUCACUAUGGCUGCGACAAUUAUUUGCCCAACCUGUUAUGACAGACAUAAAGUGACAAAUCUGUAAUUGUAACUGUUUUCCCUCAGCUUUGAUGUAUUUACUGUGAUGCUUCAUCCUGCCUACAUGUGUUUGAUUAGUGCAUAUAUCACCCUGUAAUAUAUAUAUCGGUUUUCUAUUUUCAAUUGUUAGUCAUGCAGGAACCAUUGAAAGUUAAUCAAACUGACCAUGUUUUCAUGUCCACGGAAACCCAACUCCUCCAUAAUGUCGCGGCAACCACUAUUGCAUCUCUUGGUUUCAUCACUAAUGCCAGCACCAUCCUGGCUAUCAUCAAAACGAGGCUGUACAGGGAAGCAGCCAUCUUGUUGGUUCUGAACCUGAUCAUGUUGAACCUAAUUCCCUGUGUAUUCUCCCUGCCCUAUAUCUCCUACCUCUCAUUCACCCACCAAGAACGUGUCGCUGGGAAGGUGGACGACACACUUUGUAAGAUCAUGGGUUUCCUGACAUACAGCAUGGUCGGCUCAGAGAUUCUUGGCCUCAUACUAAUUUGUACGAACCGAUACAUACUUGUAGUACAUUUUGACAAGUACCAACAGAUAUACAAACGAAAAUUCAAUGUAGUAGUCAUGCUGGUUGUUUCCUGGAGUAUUUACCCGAUCUUAUUGAUAUUCCCCGCCUCGGAGGUAUGGGGGCAGCUCAAGUAUGAUCCCCAGAGGUUUUUCUGCCAUCCCUUCAAUGGCGACUCCUAUAGUAGCUUCCUGACUCUAUUAACAGUGGGUGUGAGCAUGCCUAUCCUUGCCUUCUGCUACAUAGCCAUGAUCUACAAGGUUUGGACCAGUAAGUUCAAAGUGGACGCUAGUCGCAGCAUUCACCAGUCCACUUACCAGCCCAAUAAACCUGGCACCAGGCGUUACAAGCAGGAAAGACAGCUGGUCAUCACGGUCAUUCUUAUACUGACCACGUUCACUUUGCUCUACACACCAUUCAUUUUGUUGUCCAUACUAGACCAGGACGACUCUAAGUACGACCCUAUUAUCAUAAUAGCCUGUCUCUAUACGGCAUGGUCACACACUGUCAUCAACCCUCUAGUCUACAGCUUUAGGAACUCUCACAUAUUGAAGGCCUUCUGCUGUAGGACCAGUAACAGUUAGUCUACAGCCUUUUGCUGUAGGACCAAUAACAAUUAGUCUACAGCUUUAGGAACUCUCACAUAUUGAAGGCCUUUUGCUGUAGUACCAGUAACAGUUAGUCUACAGCUUUUUGCUGUAGGACCAAUAACAGUUAGUCUAAAGCCUUCUGUUGUAGGACAAGUAACAGUUAGUAUACAGCUUUAGGAACUCUCACAUAUUGAAGGCCUUUUGCUGUAGGACCAGUAACAGUUAGUUUACAGCCUUUUGCUGUAGGACCAAUAACAGUUAGUCUACAGGUUUAGGAACUCUCACAUAUGGAAGGCCUUUUGCUGUAGGACC
This is a messenger RNA of Mizuhopecten yessoensis (Yesso scallop), 1794 nucleotides long. Its product is annotated as protein trapped in endoderm-1-like. Lineage: Eukaryota; Metazoa; Mollusca; Bivalvia; Pectinida; Pectinidae. The coding region runs from base 520 to 1476 and encodes 318 amino acids. Gene Ontology annotation, molecular function: G protein-coupled receptor activity. Gene Ontology annotation, cellular component: membrane. Gene Ontology annotation, biological process: G protein-coupled receptor signaling pathway. The record is from RefSeq and is a predicted model, not a curated record. The transcript has 2 exons.